AAUACAAUAAACAAACCACGCUGUCAGUCAGUAACUAACUUACUGGUUUCAAAUAUUUAAAGUUUGUAUCAAAAGUUUAAUUAAAAUAAAUAAUGAACGUAAAAACGAAAUGGAGGUGUUACAAAACUUGUGCAGUGCCUUUUUGCAAGAGUACCACAAUCAGUACGCCGCACAAACUAUUCAUACAUGUUCCAAAGAAUCCGAACAUAAGAAGAAAUUGGUUAAUACUUGCUGGAAGACUCCCAACGGCAUUAUUAAGCUCCGUUUAUUUUUGUGAAGAUCACUUUAAUCUUGAAGAUGACAUGGAAAAUUACAUUGAGUAUACUACAAUGGGGGCUGUAUCAUCAGUAAAGAUGAGACCUGGUUGUCUACCAACUAAGUUUGCUUGCCAACAAGAAAUUAUUUUAACUGAUAACAUACCUAAUUCAAAAAGGAAGAAAUUCUCAUUUACAGCUGAAUCUGAACAAAUGAGAAUGGCUGCAUUAAUAAAAAUUGAAAAUGUAAAUAAGAAACGGAAAAGACUCAAAUCAAAUAAUGAAACUGAAGAUGCACUCUUUGAACAAAAAAUUGAAAAAAUCGACAAAUCUGUCCAGGUCAAAUUUACUGUCAAAUGUAGUACUAAAAGUACACAAACUGAGAACUGAUAUUGUACUAAGCAAAUAGCUUUACUCUAAACUGUAAGGUAACUUUACCUAUUUCUUUAUAAUGAAAGGAUGAGAAAUAGAAGUGUAUAUGGCAGAGAAAGGGCAUAGGAAGGGGAAUAUCCUCUUUCUGUCUACUUCCAGUUAAAGAUAAGCAAUUGCAGAUGAACAGUUGUAACUGAUGUUUAUUAUUUGUGAUCUGAUAAUCUACAAACUGAAUUAAUCUAUGAGUGAUUUUGUAAGCAACGAAUCCAGUAAAUAUGGAAAUAAAAU
Messenger RNA from Papilio polytes (common Mormon), 914 nucleotides. RefSeq lists its product as uncharacterized. Lineage: Eukaryota; Metazoa; Arthropoda; Insecta; Lepidoptera; Papilionidae. The transcript has 3 exons. Bases 93 to 644 code for a protein of 183 amino acids. The record is from RefSeq and is a predicted model, not a curated record.